CGAAAAUGUACUGAAGUCUACGUCUAGUCUGUGGAUUUUUAUGUGGCGACAACGGAUCGGGGAAAAGGAAAUAUAAUCGAAAAAUGUCUACAAAAGGUUUUCCAGUGGAAAAACUAGUGCGGGUCGGCUAUUACGAGUUGGACAAAACCAUAGGCAAAGGAAAUUUCGCUGUAGUUAAACUAGCUACACACAUAGUCACAAGAACUAAGGUGGCUAUAAAGAUCAUAGAUAAGACUGUACUAGAUGAAGAGAAUUUGACGAAAAUAUUUAGAGAGACUGCAAUUCUAAAGAAACUUCGACAUCCGCACAUAACCAGGCUGUAUCAGCUUAUGGAAACAAACCAAACUAUUUAUAUGGUUACUGAGUAUGCAAGUAAAGGAGAGAUAUUUGAUUAUCUGGUGGCGAAAGGUCGUAUGUCAGAGCCAGAAGCGAAGAGAAUCUUUAGUCAAAUUGUUUCAGCUGUAAGCUAUUGUCACACGCAAGGGGUAGUACAUCGAGAUUUGAAGGCUGAAAACCUAUUGUUAGAUCAGAAUCUUAACAUAAAGUUGGCUGACUUUGGCUUCAGUAACCAGUUCACAGAAGGCUGUUUAUUGUCCACAUUUUGCGGUUCCCCCCCUUAUGCUGCGCCUGAACUCUUCCAGGGCCUAAAAUAUGAUGGGCCUAAGGCUGACAUAUGGAGUUUGGGAGUGGUCUUGUAUGUAUUAGUUUGUGGAUCAUUGCCGUUUGAUGGAUCCACGCUGCACGCUUUGAAAAAUGUAGUCAUAGAAGGAAAAUUCCGUAUUCCAUACUUUAUGUCACAAGACUGCGAGCACCUGAUCCGCCACAUGCUGGUAGUGGACCCUGAUCGCCGGCUAAGCAUGCAACAGAUCGUCAGACACCGGUGGCUGGCAGAUGCCCCACCCGUGGACACAGGGCCUGACCCUGACUUGCAACAACCUAAUGCAACAGUAGUUGAACAUAUGCUGCAACUGCCCAAUUUGGACCACAACGUAAUCAUGCAUUCGCUGAAGACAAGGGCGUUUGAUCAUAUCUAUGCGAUUUAUAAUCUGUUGCUGGAUAAGUUGAGGCAGAGGACGAUCAGUUUCCAGCAAAGGAGGAGCAUCGAGGAAGGACAAGAUGUGCAACAGUCGUUGUCGAAACCAGCACGCAUGUCCGAACGCAGCGGUUCAUUCAACGAACAACAGCUUCACCAGAAAAUGGACACUGCCGUGACUGGAACGACCGACAACUCUACCACCGGUUCCAACAAAGAGACAGCCGAGAGGAGGGACAGUUUCAACGAGAACUGUUUGAGGGGUACGGCAAAGAGCGAUAAAGUUGAGGAGGAGUCAGGGUCGCCGUUCGUCUCGAUGCCUGCCAUACCGGCUGUGUAUCUUGUGGGGGAUGGAGAAGAGCAACCCUUGGAGAAGUUUGGCGAGAUGGAUUUAGAUACAGCGGAAGACGUCUCUUCAGCCACAGUUUCAAUGCAAUCUUCUACCACUGGUUACAGUAGUUGUGCGUCAUCUGGUGACAAAUACCUUACUGCUAGACGUCAUACUGUUGGUCCUGGUGAUCCAGCACAUGAACAGGUACUGGAGAACCAUUACAUGCACCACCCACAACAGCAAGACGAAAACGGCGCCAAACUGCUGCCUCACACCAACUUGCCGUUGCAUCUGCCCGUUUUGGCGCAACAAAAUCCUCACUAUUUCAGCGGAAAGGAUCCGCAUCUGUUGAAACCCCCUGUGGUACUCAGUGCAGCUGGAGGCUUCGGCAGAAGAGCCUCUGAUGGUGGUGCUAACUUCCACAUGGCUUGGGGUACGCCUGGUUCCCAUGAACAAUUGUCUAUGAUGUCCACCAGUUCAAGUGGCAACCCUAGUUUGAGCAGCGGCACUGGUACGCAACCUUUGGAGCACAACCAGCACGUUUUAGAUGAAUUGGCAGUAGCAAGGUAUAUGCAAGGAAGAGGUAACACCAAACGCCACACGAUGGCAAAUCCCGAGGACGUCCAUUCCUUACAAAGCACAGGCACACCAGGAGGUAGAACGAGAAGGACUGGCUUGUUGACAGUGACAGAAAGACCAGUGAUUCCCCCGGAGGUCGUAAUGGAAGUGGAGGCUCGCAUGAAUCGUAACUACAUGCCCACCAUUUUGCCGACUGCUGCCAGGAAGCACAGCAGGCACAACGCCAUGACGAAGUUGCCCACGGUUCAAGAAUUGCAAGGUAGAGAACAAAAGUCGCUGGAAAGAUUCUCGCCUGUAAGAAGAGGAAGUGAAGGUUCGGCGGGUGGUUCCAGAAACUUGAGUCCGUCAACUCCACAGCAGGAGUGUCAAAUGUUACAGAGAGGUCUGAGGUCUAGCCCACCCAGAUCCAUACCAGGUUCCCCGAUCCACCAAAAGCUCCUUCCCGGGGCUACCCCCGACGUCAACCUCCGCCACCCGAUGUCCGAAUGCACCUCUCCCAUUCAUCAGUUUUACCAGCAGCACCCCGCCUUAGCCGAAACAGUCACUAUGCAGGACCUUCAAAAACUUUCCCAGCAAACCGCCUACAGCCCUCUGCACACCGCAGUGGCCCCAGGGACAGGGUCAGGGGGCAGCGGCACGCCCUCCCCUGUCUCGUAUGGGCAGCUGUACGCGGGGGCGGCCGGUGGCAGCAGUUCACCAGUGCUGAAUCCGCUGUUAAGUCCGGCAGGAGGAGGCGCGUCGCCAGUCUUUGGGAUGGGGAGUAGUGUGUCAUCCAUUACGCAAGGCAUUAGCGGGUUGAACACUUGCGCAGCAGGAGCCCCAGGCGGCUAUUCGCCCACCGGCUCGAUCACGCAAGGCCUGCCACCCUCGGCGCCCCUGGAUGAUCCCACAGGGGCAUCCCCUGGUCCCGCUUACCCCUCGGCCCUACUGCAUCACCACCACCAUAUCCUGAACGUGCAUGGCCAUCGCAGUUUAACUAACUCGCCGAUUAGCAAUCCUGGAAGUCCCGGGUUGGACAUGAUCCAGGAGGAAAUACACGUUGCUGGGCAGCCUCAGCAGAAGGAGGUUAUGGGGGCCCAGGGGCAGACGGCAGGGCAUCCGCAGAUUAGCGUUACGGAUGUGUUGGGGAGCGAAGUGACGCUGGUAGCCGGCUCGGACACCUCAGAAGACUCCAUGGAUAGCCUGGACAACCACAAAAUCCCAAAGAUUCCUUCGUUCAUAAUAUCCGAACCCUCGGAGAACCUGCCCUCCAUAACACGCGGUAUCGGUAGGAAAACCAGCCAAGAGGCCGAGCCUCGACCACCUGAUGGGGACGAGUUUUUUCUGAGGAGAAACUCGGAUAAGAGCUCCUGCUACUCAGACGAUUCGCUGAGCAACGAUAGUCUCAGCAUAGGAAAUCAGAGUCCGAGUAGUAGCAGCAAUACGCAGAGCAGUCAUGCGUUUGAUGCUGAUAUCAGGAAUAGAUCAAUGGACCACAACUAUGAACGAAUGCAGAUAAACCAAGAGCUUUCGAACGCAGCCCCAACGACGGGAAACUUCCAGAUAUUCCAGAAUCUCAAACUGAACUUGGGCGAUUUCGGUCACUUUGCAGUUCAGGAUAGUCCAGAUCGAGAAAACUCCCCUUCCAACUUGCACAAAAACUCCGGAUCGUUCGAAUUUGAACUUUCAGACGUUUGCUCCAAGUUACAAAGCACUGACAUACUUGAAAUGGUGAAAAAGACGAUAAAUGAUCAGAUCCCGCCGAAAACAUGCCUGAGUUCGAAGGAAGUAGGCAACCGUUUGAGUUUGGAAUACGAAGGAGGUAUUCAGAUAGAACUAAGGGUCGUCGACAAGCAAAAGGACUCGAAAGGCUUGAAAAUGCGCAGGAUAAGCGGGGACCACUUGGUAUACAACCAACUUUGCCAACAGCUGAUUUCUUGCAUGACUGUUUCCUAGCAUUUAAAGUAAAGUGAUUUAGUUUCAUUUUUGCUGUAAUAGUGAUGAGAUUUUGCCAUAUGUUAUCCCGUAUUUGAGCAAACAAAUGCCUGAAAAGCCUUUGCGUUGCUCGUAAUGUUCCUUUUUUAAUGAAGAUAUGUGAUGAAAUUAGAUUAUUUAGGAUGAGUGAUGAGAAUGCCAACUGCCUGGUCGACAUACAAGGUGCGUCAGUGUUAUGUUACCAUUUUCAGGUAGACUCGGUCUAGUUUGUCUAGCCUGGUUAGAAAACGGCGAUAACGUGGAGGAAAAGGUUGUCUUAAUUUUGAAAACCAAUGACUGUGGUGCAAAUCUGGUGAAUAGGGUAGGUAAUCUACCAAUUCAAACCCUGCUUGACAGCCUCAUUAAUACAGGAGGUAUGGCUGGAACCCAUUGUCUUGAUGAAGCAAUACGCCACUUCCAAAGUUCUCUCGAUGCUUCUCUUACAAGCGUCUCGCAAUUUUGAGAUUAAGUUUGCAUAAUAUUUCCAUGUAAUGCUAUACGUCCGUCUUGUGACACCGUAUCAUACACUGUUUUAAUGUUUUGGUCAGUUUAUACCUUUACAGGAGGCCCUCCUUGUCACUGUACUUAAAAAAGGCCACAGUAGUAGCUGAGACGUACAGUAGCGGUCAACAUGGAAACCACAGGAUAUGUUUAGAUGUUACAUUAGGCCACGAUAGUUUCCACAAAAUCGUAUUCCACGCUUAAAAUCUCGACAUGGACGCCCCGGAGACAUUUUUGAAGAGCAGGGUGGGCCAAAUACUACAAAUUCCCAAAUUGUACCAAAGAACAUGCUAAAUAGCUAGCUUUUUCCCAGCACCUGCCGCUAUUGACGAUAUGUGUUCGUGCCAGAUCAAGUCCUCGGUGAUAUGGACUCCGACCAGCCGAAAUGAACGGCUCUUUCCAGCUCAGCGGCAGAGAUCGGCUUGUCACUCCGAAUUCCUGCAUAUAGAGUGCUGUCAUCAGCGAAGCUAUGGAUGGGGUGGAUCGUGUUGGAAAGGAGGUCGUUGAUAUGUAAGAGGAACAGGGUCGGAGCCAGAACCGAUCCCUAGGGAACACCCGCGUUAACGUUGUGGGAUGAAGAGGUGAAGCCGUCAAUUACGACGGAUGUCUUGCGGCCAGAGAGAAAGUCAGCCACCCAUCUGCAAUGCUUUUCUGAGAGGCCAUAGGAUGGAAGUUUGCAUAAUAGGGUAGCGUGCCACAGCUGAUCGAACGGUUACGUGAUAUCAAGAGCAACGACAUGAGCCUCACCAUAAGACUGGAUGAGUUUACUCCACAAUUGCGUGGCGUAAGCUAGGAGGUCGCCUGUGGUGGUGCCGGAAUCCAUACCGUCUGUCGCUAACCAAGCCGUGACAUUCGAGGUAGUCCAGAAGCUGGCGAUUUAUGUGCCUCUCCAUCUCCUUACUUAUAACAGAAAGCAGAGCUAUAGGCCUGUAGUUGCAAGGGUCGGUCUUAGGUCCUUUUUUUUUAGCUGAGAUGAACAUGGGCAAAUUUCCAGUUUUUUUUUGGGAAGGUGCCGGAUUCAUAAGAUAUCUGGAAGAGACGCGAAAAAACUGGAGCAAGCUCCGCUGCACACCUCUUCAGUACAAUGGCAGGAAUCGAGUCCAGACCAGAAGCUUUGUUGAUGUCUUACGGUCUUAUGCCUGAAUGUUAUUUCCGCAUUCCCGCGAUUUUUAAUGACUAUAUAGGUUUUUCGAAAAAAUGUCAUCCUGGAACUGUCAUUCACUUCAUUUUCACUUGUAGUAGCUGUACGUGUUGCCUAAACGUCAUGACACUUGAGCUAUAUGGUUCGGCUGCGAUGUGAUGUAACAUCUGCUUCAGAGAUGGCACUAGCGGGGAGCAUUUGUAGCUAUGACUUGAGCUGUGAAUUGUAUUACCUGAGCGACUAGCUAUUAGACAAAUUGUCAUACCGAUAUUUAAUUUCAUUAUAUCGUUUUUUUACGUAAUACACUUGCCGAUAGUGAUAAAAAAAUCAUAGAACACUGAAAUCUCACUUCUAGAUACGUUCCGUGCGUGUGAGAUGGAAUUCUCACUUGACCGUUUCUUGUGACAUCUGAGAAGAUUCACUUUCCCCACUUGUGCGGUGAAUCACUCUAUUGCAAAAGGGAAGCUACUUUAGUAAUACAGUUGGGGUAAGGAGGGAGAAAGAAAUCCCACCUCAUUUAAACUGAAGUUUGGGUAGAGUACGUGCAGUAAACUGAACAAACUGAAGUGAGGUGAGCAUAUCUGAUCGGUAAUUACUAGUCACGUUUUUUCAUCGUUGUUAAUUAUCAAUGCCGUUUAAGCGAAUUUGGUCAUGAAUAUCAUAAAGUAACCCUUGUACGGUUGUCAGUUCAGAUGACCGCGGUAUUUACAUAGACCUAGAGUUCUUUUUAUACGCUUCACAUGCAACUUGUCAUUGGUCAUCACCUAAAACCCAAACAAAGGAAGGUCUCUGUGGUCGGAGUCCUAUUUUUUUAUAAAUCGAAAAUUUCGUUAGUGGAUGUAGAGUAAAUAUUGUUUAACCCUGUAAGGUUCACUCCUAUUAUUUUUUAAGUUAAAAUUCGUAAAUUUUCACUGGCUAUAAAAAAUCACUGUAGGAACAAGUUUAGAUCCAUAUAUUGAAGUCAUUGUUAUUAGAAAGUGUACUUUGCAAUUGUUGCCAAAUGUCAACAUUGACCGUUACGGUCUAUAAGCGGAUUAAAAAUAUAAUUGUAACAAAACACAUUAAAAAUUGCAAUAAUAUUUUAUUACAAAAAAAAUCAAAGUAUUUCCAUCAAAAACGAAAAACAAUAUAUUCCGUAUAAAAAAUAUACAAGGUGAGACAAAUGUGAAAAUUAUAACAUAAAGGAAUCUAUCUCACAGAUGAAAAUGAACAAAACAAUUAUUUUUAUCAUUUAGGCAUAGCCGACACAUACAUUUUCGGCACAUUAUUCGAGAAAAUCCCGUAGUGCACAUUCGGCAUCUUCCCUUUGUCGUAUGAACUGGCCAAUGACCAACAGUAUCCUUUCUGGUAACAUCUGAAGGUCUUGGAACGACUGGGUGUAUUAUUAUUGAAUUGGACUUAGGUGAUGAUACCGGCCUUCCAGGUUUCGGUUUCCCAGUGGUGGACAAGCCCUUUGCAAUAUCACAUCUAAAUUCUUUUAGGGGCAUACACUUCUUUUCAUUUUUAUUGUUCUCUUUGUAUAGUAACCAUGCGUUGACUAUACACAUGUCGAUGAUAUAGGCGAAAAUCGGGAAGUACCACCGCUUAGCACGACCAGGGGUUCUGUAAAGCCCGACCAGCGAAUUUGACUUAUCAACACCUCCCAUAUGCCUGUUGUACUCCAUAAUAAUGGAUGGACAAGGUAUAUUCGUUUUACCUUUUUUUUCUUUGCAAUAUCGACGAAGCGUAUUUUCAGGGGAUACACCAUGAAUUGUACUUCCAAUCAAAACACAUUUAUUGUCAGCUCAUUUGACAAUUAUGCAUUCCCUGUUUGUGGACUUGUAGUCAUACUUUCCUCUGCCUUUUUUUAGCAAUUCCUUAUCAGAUAUCAGCUGGCAGCCAUUUAGUCUAUUGUUCCGAAGAGUUCCUAAGCUAUAAAUGUUGAAUCUGUGCUUUAGAUAUAAAAAUAAGUUCACACUCGAAAAAUAAUUGUCAAAGUACACAAUGCUGUGAGCUGGGUUUUGGAUGGUUUUAGUGAGAGCAAUAACUACGCUACUACCAACUCCCAUAGCCAGUUCAUUUUCUGCUAACUGCAUGGCAGUGCCAUCUAAUAAAGAAAAAGUAUUUUUCCCUUGAUAUGGAAUAAAAGAGUAAAUCAAUCCCGAUACUCCAGCUCUCAUGAAGAAUUUGUAACCCCAUUUGUGUGGUUUGUUUUUCAUAUAUUGACGAAGGUUACCUGCCCGUGUACCUUUGUACGGUACCAUUGUCUCAUCAAUGGAGAAACGAUUUUCUAUCUCAAACUUAGAGCAGUUUCUGUUGACUAUGUCCAAGAGCGGUCUAAUUUUAUAAAACCUAUCUUGAGAACUGCCAACUAAAGAAUUAUCAUUGAAGUGUAUAUAUCUGCGUAAUUGUUUGAAUCUCCUUAGUGACAUAACAUUCGCUAUAGAUUCAAUUCUUAGAGUAGCCGACCAAUAAUCUUUGUAACUAGGAAGAGAAAUGACGCCCAUGUAGAUAAGGAUAGCAAUAAAAUUAGUAACUUCUUUGUUAUCUGUAUCUAGACUUUUCCCAGUCAUUUGAGUACAAUACAAAUUUGAUUCCUUCACUAUCAGUUCAAUGCAUUCAUAUGAGAAAAACUCUAAAAAGUACUGUAAUGGAUAAUGAUAAUUAUCAUCUCCAAAGUUUACAUCUGACGUAGGUUUUUCAAAAUUAGGUAAAUCUUCCUCUACCCAAUUAUAUACGACAUCAGCCUUUUGGAUCCUUCGAUUGCUCUUCUUCCUUCUUUUAGAAGCUAUUGGUUUUAUUUCUUCGUCAUCUGACUCAUCCGAGGAGCUACUGUUAUUCUGAAUAACUUCAACUGUAGACCUACUUGAGCAAGGCAACGGAUUUACAUCAUCUGCAUCAUUACUUCCGAGGCGUAACACAUCAUCUUCCAAAUUUUCAUUAUCGGAAUCACUUUUAUCUGAAAUAUCGGAUAUUUCUAGAUUAGCCGGCAAUACAGGUAUAAAGUCUGUCUUCUUUUUGUAAAAACACCUCGCCGAAAUGGUUUUUAGAUUUUCGAAAGGAUCCAUUUUUCAAGCUGCAACGAAACAAAAAUGGAUAAAACAGUAUCUUACAUUGGCUCAACCAUGAAGGUUCAAUGUUGACAUAUGGCUACAAUCGUUUUCAAACUUCAUUUUCUAUACUCUCCUAUGCUACUUUGGAUAAUCUUACCAUGUAUUAUGUGUUUUGGACAUGUACAACCAAUAUUAUAUCAUACUAAUGUAUUUUAUGAAAAUUUACCUACCUAAUUAUCUCUCAAACACGCCAGUGCAACGACGCCGGCGAAACGAACUGAACAGCUGCCGGUUGACAUAUUAAAAAAUUAUUUCUCGAUUUCGCUAAUAGAUGGCGGAUGGUAACUGCGCCUAACUUGAGGCUGUUUCCACAUGUCUACAUCGAGCAAUAGAGUGUACAAGGGAUAGAAAACGUUAGAAGAUACCUAAAAGAUCGUUGUAGACAUAUAGCUACAAGGUGUCUUACAGGGUUAAAUCUAUGAGGCAUUCGGCUAAUUAUUGUAAUCAUUGAAUGCUCUUGCAUAACUAUUUUCCAUCGUGAUAAGGGACGAAAAUAUCUUUGGAUGAAGGUGCAUAUGUUUGUGGGGCAAAUGUCUCCAAUGGUUAAAAGCUCGCGUGUUCUCUUUUUUUUAAUAAGGGCACAUCAACAACAAAAACAUAUUCCUGGAAACUUGCUACCCCAAAAGAAACAGGUUUUGACAGCAAUGACGAUUGACAGUACGGGCUCGGCCGCAUCGUUUCGGUCAUUUUUUGACGUAAAAAGGUAUCUGACCUAGGACAUAACCGGGGUAGUUACAAUAUUUCGCCUGAAUCAGCUUUUGUGCUGUUAACAGUACUCUUCAAACAAGCACAUGCAAAGGAAUCAUGGCAUCAACCCUCGGAAAAACACAAACUCAGACACUUGACUGUUUUUUGACAUGUCACUUAACAACCCCCAUGCUUGCCUGGUCGGAUCAAAACCUCAUGUUUAAAAUUGCUCUUUAUUGAACGACGUUUCGGCCCCAACACAGUCAAGUGAACUUGAAGGCCACCAUUGGGACCGAAACGUCGUGCGAUAAAGAGGGAUUUUAAACAAUGUGGUUUUGAUUCGGCCUGACAAGCGUGGGGGAUUAUCAACACCAAAAACAAAGAAUAAAUUUCAGAUGUUACAUGUUAACGUUUUCAUAGCUGGUAAUAAGUGCACGUAUGUCGUGUAUGGUUGAUUUUAUCAUAAACAUUGACGUACCCUGUAUGGUAUCUGCAAGAACAGCCUUGUUAAACAAAUGUUACUUGAUCUCAACUGCUCAUUGUUUAAACUGGCACUGCUUACAAAUAGCAAAAGCAAAGCUUGGCCUUAACUGGGGAAUGGGACAUAAGAAUUAUGGCAAUGAGUAAAUAUAAAAAGAUGUGUAAUUGAAGCAAACAAUUCAGAAUCCGUAGUUUUCCAACUAACACAUUCCAUAUAAUAACUGUAAAUAUUCCCAUCAUUGAUGGCUGAAUUUACACCAUCGCAAAUUUCGAUGUUAAGAUCUAAGAUUUGAGCAAUAUGUAUCUUAAAAAAGUUUUUGAAUGGUCUGUCUGAAUCAUCUAUCCCAGAUAUAUAACUCGUAUUUUGCUCUGGAUAAAUUCAUCGUUCAAAUGCAGCUCAUGUUAAAGUUCGUUGAUAUAUGUUAGAAGUAAGUCUAGCUAAGGUUGCCUCCCACAAAUGCUUAUUCAUAAUUGUGACUGAACUGGGAGUUAAGUAUACUUAUGAAGAUGCAAAGAUUUUCAGUUCCAUCCAGAGUACGAAUUUUGAAAACUUUUGUUUUUGGAUAUUCAAAAACUUUUUUAUUUUAGCAUAUGGGAAUUCAAAUUACUGUGUAAAUAGUUCUCUGUAUAUAAUAUACCUAGACUUUUUAUCAAAUAUCUUGUGUAUAGAAUUUUUCAUUCUUAUAUAUUUGUUUUUUAUCUGUUAUCAAUUAGAUAUGACCGUAUCUAAGGAAUAAUAUAGUUUUAAGAAUACGUUUGUUAUUUAGUUGACAUAAAUAUUUAUUAAUAAUACUCGUCAAAAACAGAAAGUUAUAUAAAUUUAUCAAAUGUUGAACCUUCAAAAUGUCUAUAUAUUUCAUGAUAAAUAAGCAACGUGGUUAGAACAUUUUUGUGAUUAAUUGAAGCAGCACCUUGAAAUUAUAUUUCUGUGGUCUUUAGAUCUACAUAAUCCUCUCUAUGAAAUAGCCAUAUAACCACAAUCUGGCAGACGUUUAAAGCUGCUACACACAGUGCCGGCGGCAAUGCCGCCGGCAAUACAAGCCGCCGGCACAAGCCGUCAAGCAUCAUUCCGGUUGUGACAGUCACAUAGAAAGCUAGUGAAGUGCUGCAUUUCUGGGAUUCCAUAAUAUAUCAUUUUCAUGAAAUUUUUCAAUAAAGAGCAGCACAGCUUCGUCGUCCCAAUUAAACGACAUUUUAAUUUGUUUAAACACACAAACCGCACAACACUACCGCUCGAAUGCCAGGAACGAAGUGACGCCGGCAAGCCGCGUAACCCGCCGGCACACCACGGCGGCUCCUUUGCGCGGCAAGGCCGGCGGCUUUGUAUGCCGCCGGGUGUACGGCGGCUUGCCCGGCGGCACUGUGUGUAGCAACCUUAAAGAUUGAUUAACAUGUUCUACUAGAAGAUACCCAAUUCACUGGCUGCAACGUCCAAUUUCGCUCCCGCUAGUCGGCGUUAGUGUGGUUGGAUGUUAAGCCGUCAAAAGUAGAUGGAAAAAGACAGAUUUAAUAGAAAGGUAAUUCAAUUUUCAGGAUACUUGCAUCACUUUUUGAUGCGUACAGCUGAUCAGCAACUGAUACCUUUGUUUAUAACCUGAACAUGUCAAACUAGAAAUAUAGCUUAUUCGACCACAGACGGUCAAUCAUGGACAUCUGUUUUGUGCUAUUUGGCAACACAUCAGCAUGGUCUCAGCUAAAACAAUGAACGAAAGCAGAGAAACUAUCGUCUAUUCAGAACAUAAGGUAUGUCCGCAAUAAGACGGCACAAAAUGUCAUCUGUUACCAGAAUCGACCACAGCGAGAGAAAAACAGCAAGAUGUCUGUUGGAAUUGUAUCCCAGUUCGCAUUUGACAGUCAGGUCACCAUUGUGGUCGGCAAAUGUGGCCGAUUUUGGUGGUAUACUAUUGUCUUUUUCACGAGUAUCCAUUACGUAUUUUGUUUUGGUUUUUUUUUUUGUACGCUAACAACUCUUAUUUAGAAAAUAUGAUUUGCAUACAAAAAAGACGCUACAAGCAAAAUUUUUAGAUAGCUUAUACCCGAUUCUUUAUUAGUCCAUUUUUGAAAAUUUCCCAGAAAUAAUUAUAAAGUCUGGUUUUAUUGAUGCAAGUUGUUCAAAGGGGUAUUUAAAACAUGUACGCAUAAAAUGGGAACACCAAUUUUUAUGGGAAAACUUUUUAUUCGACAACAAAGCAUGAGGAAACUUUUAUUUUGGAAUUAAAUCAAAGUUAUGACGGGAACGAGAAAACACUUCAAAUAAGAUUUUUAAGUAUUUAUGAGACCUACAGAAUAAGACCACAUGUAAAAAAGUUAUGGCCGAAAACCGAGGCAAAAUGCAGAUUUUCGCACUUGUUGCUAAUGCGACGGUAACUUCAUGCAGCUACUUGAAAUUCUUCAAAUCCGAAGGCUUCUUAGUUCUAAAUAACCACAAGAAAAUUGGAGUCGAUUAUUCAGGUAGUUGUUGAAAAUUUCUAAUUGCUUAUCCCAAAACACCUGUCUUCCGGCAAUCACUACUAGUUUAUUGAGCAAUAUACAGGGUUCGUGCAAAGGGCAUUUUUUAACAAAAUACACGAGUUUACCUUGCCGACAUGAAUCACAAGCCAUUCCGAAAGAUAAUUGUUAUUUUUAUGCUAAUAACGAAGGGGUUCUUCUAAACAAAUUCAAACAUUUCGUAUUUCUAAUAAAUACCUAAAAAUCUUAUUUGAAGAGUGUUUUCGGUCCUGCCAACACUUUCGAUUGAAUCCUAAAAAGAUGUUUUCUUAUUCUUUGUGGCGAAUAAAAAGUUUUCCGACAAAAACUGGUGUUCCCAUAUUACGCGUCCAUGUGUCAAAUGCCCCCUUUAACCAGACUUUGCAAUUAUUUCGUAAACCAGGGGUAUUUUUGUCUAAUAUGAUUAGACUAUAUUGCCAACGUGAUAGACUAUUUCAAAGAUCAUUUUCUGAUCAGCUGUUCAUCUCAGUAGACGUCAAAACGUGAUGGAUACUCGUGAAAUAGGAUUUAUAUACGGUUUACACGCGAUUGAACAAACUAGUAAUAUAGCUUUCGUUCAUCCGACCACAGACGACGAACCAUGUUUCGUGCUAUUUGGCAACUCAUCAGUGGUCGAUUUUAGCAACCUAUAGCACUUCAUGCUGUUUUAUUUCGAUAGACCUUAUAUCCUGGAUGGAGGAUAGUUGCUCAGCUUUUGUUCCUUGUCCUACCUGGGACCAAGCCUAAACCAUGCUGCUUAUUGCAAGGUUUAUGUCAUGACUAAGAAUAACCUUGCUUUGAAAGGACAAUGGAGAUUGUUGUUACUUUUGAGAGAAUUACUUCGAUUUUGUUUGGCAUAACACGUGGUGAUGGAAAUUAUCUGAGAACGCCCGAAUAGAGUAUCGGGUUGGGCAUCUUCUUUGAGAAUGCGUUCAAUGAACGAAUAUUUGGGCAUUUUGGAUAAGCAUUUCAAAAAAUUAUGAGUAACCUGUAUUAGAUACGUCAGUUAGCGUUAACUUUCAUUGUUGUAAUUUAGUUUUUUGUUGAGAAUGAACCUAAAAGGUGCACAAAAAGUUGAUCGUGUUUUAUUUUAUUGGUCUAUGUUGCAAAAGUAGAGGAAUUGUAACGUAA
Acanthoscelides obtectus is the source of this 13394-nucleotide messenger RNA. Lineage: Eukaryota; Metazoa; Arthropoda; Insecta; Coleoptera; Chrysomelidae. The record is from the annotation of a GenBank genome assembly.